Molecule: messenger RNA, 3091 nt
Organism: Rubroshorea leprosula
Lineage: Eukaryota; Viridiplantae; Streptophyta; Magnoliopsida; Malvales; Dipterocarpaceae
Source: the annotation of a GenBank genome assembly
GGUCACCGUCACCAGUCAUCAUCAACAUACCAACAGAGGAAUGCCCUCUUUUUUCCUCUUUUAGAAACUCUCUCUUUUCUGGGUUUUGGUUUAUUGAAACGCAGAAGGGUUUUCUCAUUAGGGGAGCAAAAGCAGUGAGGAGAUGCUUGGCAUUGGGCCUCAUUGAUCUCCAUUUAAGAGCAACUUCAAAGGUACUAAGGGAUAUGGUUUAUGGCGUGGAAGGGAAUGGUGAUUUUGAUAGUGAUUAUGCAAAUAGUGAUGGAUGGAAGGGACGGUGACCAGAUUGAUGAUAGGGGAAAUUGAUUCUGUAAUUGAGGCUGCAAGUACAAUCUACAGCAUGAGGAAUGCUGGAUGUACAAAGAGAGAUAGGGUGAUGAUUCGAGCUAGUGAGAAAAUUGCAAUGAAGAGGUGUUUUCAGCAGGAGUAUGAACUAGGAGAUAUGGUCUGGGGAAAGGUUAAAUCCCACCCCUGGUGGCCGGGGCAGAUAUUUGAUGAAGCUUUUGCAUCACCUUCUGUGAGUGAAACCAAGAAAGAGGGUUGUUUGUUGGUUGCCUUUUUUGGGGAUGAUACUUUUGGAUGGUUUAAUCCUACAGAGCUUAUUCCAUUUGAUCCUAACUUUGUUGAGAAGUCAAAGCAAACAAAUGCUAAGCCUUUUCUGGACGCUGUUGAAGAUGCAGAAUAUGAGAUUCGUCGAAGGGCUGCACUUGGGUUGGCUUGCUGUUGUCAAUAUCCAUCCAAUUUUCGAGCUACUGGAGUUAAAGGUUGCUUUGCAGUUGAUGUGGAUGGAUAUGUGCCUGAUGCAGUUUAUACAAGAAAGCAGAUUGAAAAAGCUAGAAAUGGAUUUCAGCCAAUCGUGAUGCUUUGUUUUCUACAACGGCUGGCACUUAUGCCAUGUGGUAAUACACAAAAUUGUGUUGAGUUGAUUAAGAACGUGGCUGUGGUUCUUGCCUAUAGGAAGGUGGUGUUCAAGAAGUUUGAUAAGAUACUGGUUCAGACAUUUGGAGUGGAAGCACAACAUGCUGACGAUCCAGUUAGGUUUUUGGAUCUGCAAGAAGAAAUGCCUUUACUAGCUUCACCAAGUGCUCCUUCUGAAGUGCCUGCAUCUGUAGUAAUAACUAAAAGCUCUUUUAGGCCAAGGGAGGUUAAGAGAGACAGGCAUUUUAAUAAGAGGAAUGUUUUGAGACUCCAAUAUCCUCAACAGAUAAAAAGUUUAUUCAGUUUAUCAAUGAAUGAGAAGGAAGCUGUACUAGAAGCAGGAGAUCAUGUCAUAUGGACAGAAGAAGCUCCAGCUGAUCCACUGACUCCCAAGUACCCUCACCACCAGGAUGACAAUCGUCCUUUUGGUAGCUUAACUACAUUUCCAAUUCCAGGUAAUACUGAUAAAGAAGACACAACUAGGAACAGAAGACCAGAGGUUGAAAAGAUUAACUCAACUAAUUCUACAGUUGACUUGAAACAGAAACCACAAUCAAGAUUGGCUGAAGCAGCUAAGAAUUGUUGUCAUCUGGAUAACUUGGACCAUGUUGGCAAUACUUUCUCUGUUUCAGGUGUUGUUUCUGGUAGAAAAAUUCUUGCCAGGAGUGAGAGGAGAGAUAAGAAACCAAGGUCAUCAAAAUUCUUUGAAGAAGAGUUGCUGUCUGAGAAAGUCAUUAUAGUCAAUGAAAGGAAAACGAAGGAAGCAAUAGAAUUUGAAACAGGCUGUGAUAAUGCACAUAAACACCUUAAAAGCAUAAAAGAAGAAGCAUCACCCAGAAGCAAAGCUGGAAAAUCCAACAAAACUGUUUCUAUUUGCAGUGCAGAUUCAUUGCUACAUCAACCAGGAGAGGGAAUUGGAGACUACUGCAGUGUUUACAAGGAAAUGCCUUCUGCUUCCAAACCACCAAAGAAACGGCUCAGACCUGAUGAUCAUGAUGAUUAUGCAAUGAUUGGUGAAAUCAAUGGCAACUCUUGCAGUAAGGUAGACAUAUCAAUGAAGGGACUGAAGAAACCUUACAGUGAGGUAGACUUGUCAAUGAAGGAACCGAAGAAACCAUGUAAGCUGAAGUCAUUGUCUUCAGAAAGAAGGGCUGCCAACCAUAACCAUCCUGAGUACCUGGUAAAGGAAGAAAAAGAAAUAGAUGUGACAUCUCUGAGAAAGCUAACAAAACUCAUAGUCAACAAAUCUGGAAAUCCAGAAAAUGCUGCUCAACCUGCAAAGCUGGUGAUGCAAUUCCCUCGCCAAUCUGCAUUGCCUUCAGUUCCAGAGCUGAAAGCACGAUUCGCACGCUUUGGACCCUUCCAUUCUGCUCCUUGUGUCUCUUGGAAAUCCUCAACUUGCCAGAUUGUGUUCAAGUGUAGAUAUGAUGCGAAGGCAGCAUAUAAAUAUGCUUUUCAAAAUAAAUCCCUAUUUGGUAAUGCAAAGUUAACUCUGGAAGCGCCUAAAUCGGGCAAGCCUGUUGAUGAGACUCUACAGUUGAUGCCUGUUAAAAAUUGUGAUUCUACUCACCUAAGGUCAAUUCCACCUCUGCAGCAGCAGCAAUUGGUUAGUUCAGCAUCUCAACCAAAAUCAUGUUCAGUAUCUCUUAGCUUGAGUCCACUUACUACUGGGGACAAAAGCAGCGGGGGAGUGCAAUUGAUGGCCAGAAACAACAUCAAGAACUGUCAUAUGAAGCAUUCAUGUGGCAGUUCAUCAUCUUCCCACUCCAUCACUGACUUUCCUGGGAGAAACUGGCCAAAGGUUGUUCCUCAACCUCCACCCUCUUCUCUUCCUUUCCAUGAUCAUAUUCCUGCUCAGUUUGUUGAAACCUGCAAUACAAGACACCAAAUUGAGGCAAGGAACAGCUGCAUCAAUACAGACUCUUCUAGCCCCCACGUAGACAUCUCUAGCCAAAUGCUUGACCUUCUUACUAGAUGCAAUGAAAUCAUGUGCAAAUUGAAAUGCCAGCUUGGACAUGGACCCAUCCGUCUCUGAGGGGCCCAAAAAUGCCUACAACAAGGUUAUCUCAACCACAACUGAAUCUAUAUAUAUGAAUUUAGAGCUGAAGGUAUAUAUAUAUAUAUAUAUGAAGUUAGGAAAAUGUUACUAGGUAAAGCCCUCCUUGUUUCGCAUACA